UUCCAGCGCUGUGUGUCUGAGGAGGGGCGCGCUGCGUCAUGUUUACAUCUCACAGGUGGCAGCAUGUGAAAAGGUGCCAGUCCUCCUCCUCCUGCUAUUUAUACACCCCCCGCACGUGCUCUCACGUUCAAGGUUGAUAGAGAACGCAUGAGCCGGUCUGAAUACAGGAAGUUGCAUCAUGAGCGGCAGAAAGGUUGCCCUCUUCUGGAUUUGGAUGGGUAUUGUGUGUUUGAGCAGAGGGCCUGCCACAGCUCCUCUCCACCCCUUGAAGGGCAGACACACAAACACACACACACACACACAUACACACACACAAACACACACAGUUUGUGUAAUGUGGUUUCGCAGCAAGGACUGGGGAGCCUCCUGCUCUAUGGGUAAAGCCUGGGAAACUUAACCCUCUGAUUUCGUGAGCAGCAGGAGAAUUUGGAGAAGAUGAAACAGCCUGACAGACACUCAGUCUUUUCCCACUGGAUGGAUUUCCACACAUCCAACAUCACUGCAGAGUUCAUCUGAUCUGAUUUUGUCUCUGAGGCUUUCUAGGCCCUUCCACUGUAAGGGCACCUGCACAAUUUGUACAUCUGUUCCAGGCAGAAAGGCACCAUGGGAAACAUCUUCCAGUGCUGUCAGACACUGUCAAACUACUUUAAGUGUAAGGAUGCGUCAGCCUCAGGUGAGGCAGAACGAUCUCCUCUGCUGUCCAGCGAGGAGAGUGAAUGCGAGUCACCGAGCCUGCCGGACAACUUGGAGGACGAUGCGUUAACCAUCUCGCCAAACGGCAUAACAAACCCGGCCCUCGAACCGGAGCACUUUCUGUUUCCUGACAUCAUCCUAAGCAGCACCCUGGGAGGAGAUGUGACUCUGGUGGAGCCGAUGGUGUGUCUGCUCGUGUCUGAGGAGGAUGAAGGAGGUGGCGAGGGUAUGGACGAGCUAAGAAGCGAAGAACCAGGGAGGAGCAGCGAGGGGCGAGACAGGGGGUGCUCUGAGGUUGAGACACAGACUGAAAUAGAGACCCAGAUUGGCAUGGGGGUACAGACUCAGACUGAGUCGCAAGCAGAAGUUCAAACACAAACAGAAACACUGGAGUGCAAUAACAAGAGAGUGGAGAGAGGAGUAAGUACACAAACUAAUACUGGGACUACAAAAGAGAUGGAUGACUGGGAGGAAUGUGGAAGUGUGGAACUGCUGCUUUUGGAGGCACAAACAUCACAAAAGAAAAAGAGAGACUCUUGUUGUGACCUAGAAGUUUUUGCUGACUUAGAGCUGCCGGGGAAGGCGGGAAGGCAGACAGACAAAGACAAACCUGAAGUGACGGCCACUUUAACAAAGCUAACUUUGCAAACAGAGCAAAACACUGACCUAACCGAGCAGCAACAUACAGAUUUUGCCUGGAGAGAUCAGAUGACUUCACAGUGCCACAAAAAGGACGAAGAGCAGAACACUGAAUCCGAACGCGCCUCAGUGACGCAGACUGACCACAAGGUCGGCAGCACCGAUGAGAACAUUGCUGCAGUGGAGUCACAGAAGAUGACAAACACAGAAAAUCUGGAGAUCUUUGACCCCACUGAGGGCUGCAUGGAUCUGGUUAAACAGAGCAAUCAGGAUAAUGGACAGAUGGGAGACUUAGAGCAUGAAAAGGAAUAUAAUAACAUCCACAUAGAAACAAACAUGUCUGACGACCACACAGUUGAGACAGCAGAUCAUAGUCAGAGUCUAGAAAAAUCACAGCCUCCAGAGGAGUCAGAGGGCGACAUCAAGACUGAGCCCCUGGCAGAAGAAGAAGAAGAAGAAGUGGCUGAGAUGAAUCAAAUGACUCUGUUUUUAGUUGACAGACUGUUUCUGGCAGCACCACAUGUCCAAGCACCUCCAAACCCAACUACAGAAAUCCCCGAGGAUGAUCCCCCAGAGCGUUCUGAUGAUGAUAAAAAGAAACAACUUAGCAACCAAGACAUAGUUGAGCUCCAAGAGACGGGCUUUACUGUCAGGAUUCAGCCUCCGGGAACAGAAAGUUUUGAGCUGCAGGUGUCAGGUCAGAUGUUGGUGGUGGAGCUUCACCAGGUGCUUAUGGAUCACGAGAUCACCUGUCACCGCACGUGCUUCUCCCUCCAGCUGGGUGGCACCACACUCGACGGCCUUAAAGAGCUGCGCUCCAUCCAGGGCGUCCGGGACGGAGCGCAGAUCAAGGUGGUGGAGGAAUCCUACUCGGUGCGUGAUGCUCGUCUUCAUCUCAGACACGUACGUGAUCUUCUGAGGAGCCUUGACCCCACGGAUGCGUACAAUGGCGUGAACGGCAGCUCACUGUCUUACCUCACCUUUUGCACCAGAGGAAGCGAGGAUGGUCAGAGCCUGGUGAAGAGGCGAGCUUCCGAAAGGGAGUCUGUUGACUGCAGCCCUCCGGAAUACAUCCUUCCCGGAUCUAAGGACCGACCACUUUCUCUGCUGCAGCCAGUCAGAGAGGACUGGAAGCCUUUGCAGUGCCUGCGGGUCCUGACCCUGAGCAGCUGGAACCCACCUCCAGGAAACAGGAAGAUGCACGGCGACUUAAUGUACCUCAAUGUCGUGACUAUGGAGGACAAAGAACUCAAUAUUACAUCCUCUACAAGGGGUUUCUUCCUCAACCAGUCGACUGCUUUCAACUUCAACCCCAAACCUGCAGUUUCCAAAAUCCUUUGCCACUCUCUAGUGGAGCUGCUGAGUCAAGUCAGCCCUGCUUUCAGGAAAAACUUCACUGCCCUGCAGAAGAAGAGAGUUCAGCAGCACGCUUAUGAGCGCAUCGCAGCACCUUUCCAGGUCUUCACCUGGACUGCGCCCCACGGAGACCACACCCUCGACUGCGUGAGAGCGGAGGAGACUCACACCAGCUACAUGGGCACGGACGAGCACACGGCCGGGCAGAGUCGAGACUGGAAUGAGGAGCUUCAGGGAUGCAGAGAGCUCCCCAGGAGAUCCCUGCAGGAGCGACUGCACAGAGAGAGGAGCAUGUUCAAGACGAACAGUGACUUUGUGGCUGCUGCAACACGAGGUGCUGCGGCUGUUAUUGACGGUAACAUCAUGCCAAUAAACCCAGGGGAGUCACCUCAUUUGCAGAUGUUCAUAUGGAACAACCUCUUCUUCAGCCAGGGGUUUGAUGUGUCUGAGCACUACCAACCACUAGGGGGCAACACUGCUGCUCACGCUGCUGCCAUCUGUGACCUGAGAGGAGCACAGGCGUAUGCAUCUGUGGACAUAGAAGGGCUUCACAUACUUGGGACAGCUGUGGUGGAUUAUCGUGGUGUCCGUGUUAUUGCUCAGACAAUCGUUCCCGGGAUACUGGAGAAAAAUCAGGAGCAGAGUAUAGUUUAUGGCUCCAAUGACAAUGGAAAAACUGUUUUUACACACCCGAGGUUUCUGGAGAUGCUGGAUAAAGCCAGUAAACCGCUGAGAAUCCAGCAUCAUCAGGUGCUCGACCACAACAACAGACCAGUGGAGCUUUGCUCUGGCAUAGAGACCAUAGGCAUCCUGGGUAAUGAUGGGCGACCUUACAUCUUGGACCUCCUGCGAACCUUCCCCCCAGAUCUUAACUUCCAGUUCUCAGAGACCGAGGAGAACAAGGAGGAGGUGCCAAAGGAGUGUCAGAGCUUUGGUUACCCAUGUCACCAUCGUCACAGUCUAGCCAGCUUGAGACCUGAGCUGAUAGAGGCCUUCGUCCAGCACAGGUAUGAGCUUUUCAUGAAGAUAGUGUCCCAUGAGCUGAGCCAACUGACUGAACAGGAUAAAGCUGCAGAGCGGAGUGAGGAGCCUGUCUGUGAUUCAAAUACUGGGGAGAGAGCUGCAGCCAUGGAUGACAUGGAAAUUCGGAGAACAAAUGUGAUCCUGAAAGCUUGUAGAGCCGUUGGAUCAGUGAGCAACUCCUACUUUGACAUCCGCUUCAAUCCCGAUGUUUGCUCUCCAGGUGCUCGAUUCCCCGCUGAGUCUUUGGAGGAGGUUCAGAGGCAGAGACGCCUGCUGUGGGAGGCAGCUGCUUUUCUCCUGUCUCAUCAGAUUCCGGCAGCGCUGAGGGACUGUCUUGACCAUACAGUAAUGCCAAUGGACGGAGCAACUCUGACCUCAGCGCUACAUCAGCGGGGUGUGAACGUGCGAUAUCUGGGCACCAUACUGAUGGAGCUCGACAGGGUGGAGGAGACAGGAAGACUCGGCCACAUACAGAGAAUUUCUAUCAGUGAAAUCAUCCUCAGAAGUGCCAAACACAUCUUCAGGACCUACCUACAGGAUGUGGAACCUGCAGCUUUCUCUGCAGCUGUCAGUCACUUCCUAAACUGCCUCCUGAGCUCCUCCUCCUCCUGUUUCCCGGACUCCUGCUCAGAUGAGCUGCUCUCUCGCCGUAAGAGCCGCCGCCGCCGGAGCUACGGGGCUCGAGUCGCAUUGUUGGGCGACAGCGUGUGGGCUAGGCUGACUUCCAGUGAGUUGUGGGCCAGGAUCAAGGCUGAGGCUCAAGAUUAUUACCACUACAAGUUUGACAGUGAAGACAUAAAUGAGGUAAUAGAAAAGCACAACCUUCAGAGGAUCUCCCUGCUGAGAGAGAUUGCCAUGAAGACAGGCAUCCAGGUGCAGCUGAGGGAAUAUGUCUUUGAGUCUCGACACAAGCCAGCGUUUGGCGAGGAAGAUGUCAUCAACAUGUUUCCUGUGGUCCGGCACCUCAAACCCACGUCGUCCGAUGCCACGCAGCUUGUUCAGCAAGCCCAGCUGGCAGUGCAACAGGGGCUUCUCAAGGAAGGUUAUGAAUUGAUUAGCCAGGCCCUGACUCUGUUCAGCAGCGUGUGCGGGGUCCUGCACGAGGACGUGUGCAUGUGCCUGCGUCUCCUCGGACGGCUCAGCUACAUCCUUGGGGAAAAUGCAGAUGCCCUCAGCCACCAGGAAAAGGCAGUAAUGAGUUCUGAGAGAGUACACGGUAUAGACCAUCCACAGACCAUACAAGAUUAUACUUUUCUGGCCCUGUUCUGCUUUGCUGGAGGCCAGCACUCGACCUCCCUACAGCUGCUAUAUCGCGCUCGGUACCUCACCCUGCUUGUUAGUGGGGAUGACCAUCCACAAGUUGCAUUAUUGGAUAGCAUGCUGGGUCUGGUACUUCAUGGACUGAUGGAGUAUGAACUGUCCCUGAAGUUCCUGCAGAAUGCCUUAACUUUAACCUCAAAAUACCACGGUGCCACGUCCCUGAAAUAUGCACACAGUCAUCACCUGCUGGCCACUGUGCACGAGAGUAAAGGGGAGUUUCGGUCAGCACUGCACCAUGAGAAAGAGGCUUAUUCGAUAUAUAAGAGCCAGGUUGGUGAGAACCAUAACAAUGCAAAGGAAAGCUUGGAGUACCUGAAGAGCCUCACUCAGCAGGCCGUGAUCCUUCAGAAAGCCAUCAACCAAAUCUACAGUAACACACCUAGUGCCUGUAUCCCACCGCCAAAGUUUUCCACACCGAGCCUUCCCGUAAUACUUCAGCAGCUCAAUCUGACAUGUGGAAUCAUUCUCAUCCCCCUCAGUGCAAAAGAAAUUGACGACCUGCAGGCCGAGUUUAAAGGGGAGGAAAAAGUGAAAGCGGAAGAGCUUGAAAAUCACUUCUUAAAGCAAAACAAACUGAGUUCUGUUGACAAGAGACAACAAUACUGACCUAUGAAGUAAGGAGACAGUCACAAUGGGACACCUGUGUACUCUGUGAAAAUGACCGUGGACAAUGAGCAACAAUGGCAGAUGAAAGCGAGGUAAAUCGCUGGUGUUAAUAAGUAGGUCACCCAGGUGCACUCGUCUCCUGUUCAAAGAGGACUUUGUUCUGCUCUUGCCAGUACGAGACAGGAGAUGGUAGAGAUCAUUAUCUAUAUCUGCGCUACAUAGAUUAUAAGUGCCAUAAUAAAGCUCAUGUAUGAGACUGUAUGUGAUCGAUGGCAAGUAUGUUCAACUCCAUUCCUUUUUGUCAUGAAAGUGGAUAAAUGAAACCACCAAUUGCGCUGCUAGAUGAAUGGAAAAGCACAGUACGUUUCACACUAUGUAUACUGACAAAAAAUAUAUAGCCACAGUGUUCAAAUGUCUUUAAAUGGCAUGCUCUCUUCUUGCACUACCCUGAGUGCCCACUGGGUUUCACACUUGUGCCAUGAGCAUUUCUCAGAACAAGGUAGAUGAGUUCCCAUUAUGCAAACGAGAUAGAUUAAAAAAAGACUUAACUGUUUUUAUUUUAUAGGUCCAUUGUCUGUUUUGUAUUGUGCUAUAGGCUAUAGCCCUAAAAGCGACUCUCUUUGUGUUUUUUCUCAUGCAACAUACUUAUAAAAAUUAUGUAUGAAUUAAGUGACAUUCUGGUGUGUGUGAAGACAAUGGGAAAGGGGGCCGCUUUGACAAGUAGUUCAUUGUGUGAGACAUGCAAGAUUGUUUUAGAUGUGUACCAGCACCCUCAUUACAAUUUAGCUGUCAUUAAUUCCAUCAUAUUUUUUAUUCUAUAACACAAAGCUGAAAAGGAGAACAUUAGGCUUUGAAAGUGUAUUUUUACUUCAGUGGCAGUUACAUAUAUUUUACAUAUUCUCCCAUCUGAAAAUGUCCAGGUAUUUCUGACAUAGUUUCCUGUGAGUUGUUUAUUAUUCAACAUCCGUGGAGUCGAAGCAUGGUGGUGUAAAUGCAUCUAUACAAAUCAAAUUCAAGUGAAAACAUCAUAGA
This is a messenger RNA of Archocentrus centrarchus (flier cichlid), 6669 nucleotides long. RefSeq names its product clustered mitochondria protein homolog. NCBI's taxonomy places the organism in Eukaryota, Metazoa, Chordata, Actinopteri, Cichliformes, Cichlidae. The coding region runs from base 604 to 5637 and encodes 1677 amino acids. Gene Ontology annotation, molecular function: protein binding; mRNA binding. The record is from RefSeq and is a predicted model, not a curated record. The transcript has 30 exons. Gene Ontology annotation, cellular component: cytoplasm. Gene Ontology annotation, biological process: intracellular distribution of mitochondria; organelle organization.